AUGGCACUCACGGACAAGUGGAGAACAGAGUGGGACAGGGAGCUUCGCCUGCUCCCCCAAGUCGAAUCCAUUGCCGACCACGACCUGCAGAUAACCGAAGAUAUAUUUUUCAUAUGGCAGUUCUUAAAGAUGUACCACACCUCCAUGCCUCACGUUCGGAACCUCAUCGAUUUUAUAACAACUAAGAAACCGGAGUCGCUCAUAUGGGGCGAACACAUCGACGACUACAUGUUCAGGGGAAUAGACAAAGGGCAGAAAUUAUUUAAUUUGUUAGUUUCGGAUGGUAAAAGAAUACAGCCCAGAUAUUCCAAGAAGAAAUUAUGCGAUACGUUGCUGUACUUUCGCCUUAAGAAUUACAUCAUCUUGGAGAAAAUAAAUACUGGGUCCGUUGGACAGGUUCACUUAGCCUUGGACAAAAGCACAGAUACCCUCGUCGCGGCCAAGGCCAUAGACAAAUCCACCGUGCAAGGCGAUGAAGAGCUCUUCCAAAAGCUGAAGGAGGAGAUCAGCAUUUCUUGCAGAAUGAACCACCCGUGUGUUGUAAAAACAACCAACGUCCUUGAAACGAGGGAUAAAAUUAUUCAAAUUAUGGAGUACUGUGAUGGAGGGGACCUCAUAUCCUACGUCAGAAAUAAGCUCCACCUGGAGGAACUCAGCGCGCAGUACUUCUUCCGAAAAAUCGUCCAAGGGCUGCAGUACAUGCACCGAAACAACGUAUCUCACAGGGACCUAAAACCAGAAAAUAUCUUCCUAUGCAAAAGACAACUAAGUCAAAGAGAAAAGACGUUAAUACGAAUAGGGAAGCUACCCUCAUGCUCCGAAUAUGAAUUGAAGAUAGGGGACUUUGGAGCCUGCUGUGUUAAUGAAAAAAAUAAAUUACAUCACGACAUAGUGGGGACCUUAAGUUAUGCUGCACCGGAGGUCUUAGGGUGUAACACCACCUGUGGUUAUAGCAGUCAAAAGGCAGACGUUUGGAGUCUGGGGAUUAUCCUCUAUGCCAUGUUAUUCGGUUUACUCCCCUUUGACAACGAAGGGAAAAAUCUUAAAGACGCGUACAACGCGAUUAUAAAAAAUAAAAUCGUCUACCCCAAACAUAGGAUCAAUAAAAUUUCUAUGAAUGCUCGAAAUUUGCUCUCUGGCAUGCUCACCAUAAAUCCAGAUAAUCGCCUAUCCCUGGAUGAAGUAGUGAACCAUGAAUGGCUAGCUGAUACGGGGAAAACCAAGUUGGAAGUAUCUCACGUGCAUAAGAAAAUGAAUUUCCCCAUUUCAUCCACCGUCGCUUGUCCAGUUGGCAGCGGUAAAAACGACAUGGACUUUGAGACGUUUAAAAAAUUGUUUCUAAUCAAGAGGGAAAAUGGUCCUUCCGUUACAAAUAUUCGCGUCCCGGGGGUGGUGGCCAGCAAAAACGGGAUGCUAAUAAACAUGGUUCCUGGCGGUGUGCAAAACGUUGUGUCUGGUAGGGGGUCUCACGGGAUUCCAUGUGCCGCUCCUUUUGGAGCCCCCUACGGUAAACCAUACGAAAGUGCAACCCUGAAGGAGAACGACCAGGUUGGCGCCUCUCCACGUAGUGGUAACGAGAAGGGUCAAGCGUGUCAUCUUCGAGGAAGCAAUUCGCUCGUGCAGAGGAGCGAUCCCCACCACUUGAGGCAAAACCAAAACUUGAAUCAAAACCAUGGCCAGUUUUACCUGUACGAUGACAAAGGAGUUUUGAACACUCAUGUGAAUAACCCAAAUGGGGGACAGCACAACGUGGAGAAUCCCGUCUACGCAGACGCCCCACUUGCGCAGAAAGAAAAGCAAGGGAAAAUAUUAGAUAACUAUGCCUUAAACCAGAAAUGUGAAGAGGAAGGAAACGUCCUCAUGGGAACAAAGAAAAAACAGACAAAUGAUGGUAACAAUAAAAUAAAUGUGUGCACACAGAAGGGAAUAACAAAUCAUCGAAGAGAUCAUCAGAAUAACUACUACGUGGAGAAAACAUAUUUCAAAAAUAAUAUUCUGGACAAUACGUACUUGGAUGGAAAGAGUAACAAUCACAGCAGUAGCGUCAACUACUAUGAUGGUAAGAAACACCCGUUAGAGUAUGUAGAAGAAAAUAAACUUAAGGUGACGGACCAAGUGAACAAGAACCCCCAUGUGAACCCCCAUCUGUUUGCAAAGACAAACAACACAUACGAUUUGUACUUCAAUAAAAACGACCUCUACAGAAAUCAAAGUAACAAUAUAUUUCUUCUACCAUGUAAAGAUAACCUGAUGGGGAAGAAUAAUUUGUAUAGUAAUUUGUAUAGCAAUUUGUACCUGUUUAAGGGAGGAAACGAUUUUAACGUAACCACCAGUGGGAGAUCUACUCUGUUAAGGCAUUACGACCAGGGUAAGCUUACCACAAAUAGGGAAUACGACACCGGUUGGAAGUUCAAAUAUGCUUCCAACGCGAGUGACGGACGAGAGUCCACUAACACCAUCACCUCGAGCUGCACAAACGUCUCUCCCAAUCAUAACAACGCAGCAGCGAUCGAGAAAAUGAACGCCUCACCGGGUGACGCAUUAUUUUAUGAAAAUCCUAAUUACAACAACCAUCCUGUACGGUACAAAUAUUAUUACUAUGAUGAUAAGGGGACCUAUGUAGGGUGUUUAAGCAACCAAACCAGUGGACGUACUUGCGCCUCUUCCUGUGUGUUGCUUGAAAAUCAAGUCAACUAUGCAGCCAAUAAUGGGGAAUACACGAAGGAAUGGACAUAUAAAAGGGGAGUCUCCGAAUAUGUCGAAACGGGAACUGCCAGUAAUUAUAGUAAUAAUAACAAUGCAUCCUCAUCUGACCGUAAGAGGGAAGACCUUUUUGUUAAACACCCAGAGGGGGAAGGUCACACAAAGUUGGCUAGCUACGAAUGGGGUAAAGACGCUGCAGGUGCUCUUUUCGUCACUUCUGAGAAUAGGGGUAUUGUGAUGGAAAAACAGACGGGGGGAGCAAGCAAACAGAGGAAUGAUCUGACCAGUGCGAAUGGGCAUCCACGUAUUGUGCAGCAAGUGGGAAGAUCCACACAGGUGGGUGGCCAAAUGGGUGAGCACGCCAAUAGGGGAAUAACCGAGAUUAACCCCAUGAGGGACACCCUCCUCACCGACGGAAGCAUCACAUCUAAGGUGAGCACACCCACGAAGAACGACGCAGAACUGCAAUUACGUCCCACCAACUACAAAGGGAAAGACACCUGUAUUAUUCUCAAAAAGGAAGGAAUAACCCACAGUGCAAAUAAACACUCCUCCCUUAUCAAAUCCCAACACGCAACAAAAAUUGUCACUAUUGGUGAAUCUACCUGCGAUCAAAUGGAUUUGGCGUGCAUGCAAAUAAACGAACUGAAGGGCAACCCGAAGGAGAGUCACCAAAAGGAAAACAAAUUUACCCUCAACCUGUUAGUCCAAAAGGGCAGAAUUAAGGAAUGCACAAAAAUGGAUAGAACAGAAGAGAAAAACAUUUCACGAAAUGAUUACACUGAUGAGCAGUCCAACAAAUGGAACACGCACAGUGGGGAGAAAGAUGACAGGGUAGAAUUCCUUCCCAGUGGGGGUGCCCCAGCGGAAACUUGCACUUCCAACACGCAGAAGAACAAAUUGAAUAAUAACACCCAUGAAGAAGUAAAUGAUGCCAUCCAACGAGAUGAGGGGAAAACAGAAAAGGACAAUCAAAGAGAAACUCACAAAGGGGAUAAUAAUUCCCCAGAGAAAAUUGCUUCACCCCUGCCAGUAAAGGAUGAAAAUAAAAAUGUAACUAGCGAAGAAGGGAGUAACACACCAGGGAAAGAACACACCGAAGGAGAGUGUAAGGACACCCCCCAACAAAGCUACAGCGAUGGAAGUGAAACGAAGACGAAGAAAAAAAAAAAAAAAAAAAUUUUCAGCAUCAAUAAUCCAAGUAAAGAAAUCCAACGACGCCAAUCCAAAAGUGACCCAAGUGGUGACGACAAACAGGUAAACCAGGUGGACAAAAAAAAAUAUAUAACUAACAGUAGCAGAAACAACAACCGUAGCUGCAAUUAUGGACAGAAACAUUCAUGUGAAGAGAACUAUAACAGUGGCACAAGGAGCAACCACAACGGCACUGACACUGCAGUGGUGGCUGCGCGCAAAAGUUCGAGUAAUAAUGAGGGGGAAAAAAACAAAGUGGACAAGCGAAGAGAAAGGGUAAUUGAAAGUGCUAUAGAAAAAUAUGACAUGCCUAAAUUAUCCAAACGUGACAGUCAUGUAAAAGAAAAAACAGAUGCGGCAGAAUUCAGAUGCUACCCUAGAACAGAGAAAACGUGUGGCCACCUGGAGGGGGAAAAAAAGUUAUGCAAAAACGAGGAAGGAAAUAAACAAAGGGAAAACACAACAUUUAAUGAAGAACAGAUAGAUGGAAAGAACAAAUUUUUGCUACUAAAAAAAUUGUACUAUUCGAACGAUAGGGAUUUGCAUGUACUGCCCAACAGGGAGAACCAACAUGACAAAAAACGCUACAUCAAUUUUGAGAAAAUAUUUCCCCACAGGAAAAGGAAGACGAAUACAACCCACAUUCCCCCUUUAAGUUACUACAAUAAAAGUAACUUAUGUUUCAGUAAAAGGGUGAAAAAAGACAGAAAGGAACGAGGAGAAGAAAACGAAGACGUCGUAAAGAACCAAGUGGACGUAAGCCACAGAGCACAUAACCGCAAAAGUAAAAAUGACAUAACAAAUAUCCGCCACUUCAGUGAAUGGUACUACACGAACGGAUGCAACCAGCAUGAAUUAACCACGAAGGGGAAUUGUCCAUCCAAGGAGGGUGUUCCAAUUUAUGAUAAAGUUGCAACAUAUGAUGAAGUGGCACCAUAUGAUGAAGAACGGGUAAGUGACAAGGAAUGUGUUUAUUUUUCCUCCAACAAAAUUGAGUACAUCAAAUGUGCCACUAGGAAUAGCAUUAACCAGGAUAGCCACCAGACAUACGGUGCCCAUUAUUACAACCAUAUGAUAAGCGAAACGAACAGGGGGGUAUCCAACCCGGUUAGUGAUGCACAUGUGGUUAGCGCUGACAAAUGCAGUACUAAGUGCAGUGACAAAAGGCACAUAAUUUGGUGCACCAAAGAGGAGAGUCAAAAUUAUAUGAGCAAAAAUGAAAAGGGAAUAAGCUACCCUACUGUUGGAUUCAACACCAAUGUAGAGAAAUGCUCUCUUCCACAUGAACCAUUUUUAUUUAACGGAAGUGGAAAUGGAAAUGUCAUACCUUGGAAGAAUAACUUGCCUAACCAAAUGGGUUCCUCCCAUCUGUCUUCAAGUUGUCCUUCCGAAGUGAAACCUACCCUUAGCCUUGCCAGUUACUAUAACGAAAAGGGGGUAAACGACAUGGGUGAGGUGGAAUUCACAAGUAAGGACACAGAGAAAGCAACUGAAUGGGGGGAGAAGCCUAUGCAACCAGGGCACAAUUUGAACGCGAUCCUUGACAGGAACUGCGAAAAGAGCUCCACAUACAAUAGGGGUGAUAUCGAAAGUGGUAGAUGCAUCCCAAAUUUGGAAGGCCACAUAUUUCAGCACUCCCCGAUUGACCAGUCGAUCAAAGUGAAUGAAACUGAAGAUAACGAAGAGGCGCGCACGGAAAGAUCCCCUUCUAGUGCAGAGAACAGUGGGGAGGGAUAUUCCCCCGAGGAAGUAGGAUCCGCCAACGUCAGUACCAGCAACGACAGUAAUGGAAUAACCACCAAGCCAGAAGAGUUAAGCGGCGUCCCCACAUCCGACGCCACAAACAACCCAUACAUUGGGAACAAUGCAAUUAAGAGGGGAAACUACACCUCCUUGUAUGACGACGUGAAGAAAUCCUAUUCGAUCAUCCAAAAUGUAAGCUAUAAGCAUGAACUAACGAAAGAAAAAAUGAAAAAUAAAAACGGGGAAAGGAUCAUAACACGAUGGGAUGCAAAGGAGCAGAUCUGGGAGAAUGGAGGAAGCGAACAGGCUGUGCAGAUUCACGUAAAAGGAGCGUCCCCAACGGAACACCCUACCCCCAAGGAGUGCACCAACAUAAAGGAUCCGGCUAAAAGCACAACUAUGAAAAUGUCGCAAAAUCAUAACCGCCCAAUGAGUAGGAAGAAGGAACGUUCAGGGGAAGACGAUCAGGACAAAAGUGCAAAAUGUGCGGGAAUGGAAUUCACCCCCCUUACACUUAAGAAGGACAACAUUUGGAAAAAUUCGCCAAGCAAUCCUGAAAAUUGUUACGGGGUGGAAUUCCCUACAGAGUUUAAUGGAGACCUGUCUGAGGGAAGCCUGGACAGAGAUAAAUCUCAAACACAUGACAGUAGCGCCAAUCGGAAGGAUACCCACUUGUUAGUUAAGGAUGAGGGAAAAGACCCACACCUGGAUACUCAACACAUCUACAUGAUGAAUGCAAAUUUGAAAAAGCAAAAACCACAAGGUGAGAAAGAAAAACAUGAAAGGUACCAAAAAGGGAGUGUGCAUAAUGGACCCACCAGGUGGGAAGACCCCCCACAUGAACUCACAUCGAGUAGGACAAACGAAGAGGUAACUAAAAAUAAAAAAGAGACAACCCUUAAGGAAAGCACAACUGAGGGAAGUAAACACUUGGCAAGUUGUAACAUCUGGAACGUAGAGAAAAAUGGCACCAUUCAUUCGAAGCAGCAACAGGAAGAUUAUCUAACCCAUAAUAGAAGCUACGAUUUGAAAAGUGCACGAAGUAAUUUAUUCAGUAUGUCCUAUGAUGAAAAUGUACGAAAGGAUUACACACAUGGAAAUAUACUAGUGAACCCUGAAGAUAUAUCAUCUAUCCAUAAUUUAAAAUCUUGUGAAAAUGAUGAAAAGAACAAAAUGCUGUACUACUACAAUUUGGACACCACGCAAGCCAACUUGGAUUUUCUCAAUAAUCUCAUGUUCUACUCAUCGCAUAUUAAUCCAUAUAGGCAUUACAAAAAUAGGUACCUUACAAAGAAAAGCUCCCUCACUGGGGGGGUUAACCUAACCAACUCGAAACAGAAUAGCGGUAAUAACAGGACUGAGAAAAGGAGGGACCACCAAAAUGAACCUCUUCCAGUGGACCACAAUUUGAGGAACUACCUCAAUUUAAACAAGACAUCCAUUCAGAACUUGGCAAAAAUGAAAAGAAAUUACAUCCGUGAACAGAACUAUGAGAACAAAUUCGGAACAAAAAUGGACGACCAGAGGGAAGCAAAUACGUUCUACCCAAAGCUAAGGUGGAUGAACAUUUUUAGCAGAAAUUCAAGCAAGUACUAG
This is a messenger RNA of Plasmodium coatneyi, 7236 nucleotides long. Its product is annotated as CAMK/CAMKL protein kinase. Gene Ontology annotation, cellular component: cytoplasm. The record is from RefSeq and is a predicted model, not a curated record. Gene Ontology annotation, molecular function: ATP binding; protein serine/threonine kinase activity. NCBI's taxonomy places the organism in Eukaryota, Apicomplexa, Aconoidasida, Haemosporida, Plasmodiidae. Gene Ontology annotation, biological process: protein phosphorylation; intracellular signal transduction. The transcript is spliced from 5 exons. Bases 1 to 7236 code for a protein of 2411 amino acids.